Messenger RNA from Ruditapes philippinarum (Manila clam), 3593 nucleotides. RefSeq names its product cell death abnormality protein 1-like. Lineage: Eukaryota; Metazoa; Mollusca; Bivalvia; Venerida; Veneridae. The coding region runs from base 358 to 1551 and encodes 397 amino acids. The record is from RefSeq and is a predicted model, not a curated record. The transcript has 8 exons.
AAAACUUUUCGGGUUAACAAUAUCAUUUUGUUUUAUCUGAAAUGAGACGAAUUUAUACGAGAUUAUUCAUUUCAAUGCAAUCCAUUAUUUUCCCACACAAUUUAUAUGCUACAUGUAAUCUUAUCCUCUUAUAUUUCUUUUAUAUUAUGUAUCGUUUUAAACGGUGAUGAUCAUAAUUAAUCUAAACCAUAGCACAAGUGGCGCAUGUUUUUACAUACUUUGACGACGAAAACAAGAUAAUGAGGAACUUUUAUCUGGUAGGUGUUAUGUCUAUUUCAGUUAGCCUUUUACGCUCUGCUCAACGCACAACGGUACACCCUUGUCCGUAGCUUCUAUGGUGCGCUUUGACUUGGAAAAAUGAAGGUUAUACAUGUUAUUUGUGUAUGGAUUUUCCUUCGCAAAUUAUCGGCAAUAGUAAUUGAUGAAAAGUGCAAAAUAGACUGUGCAUGUUGUAUAGAUAGAGAAUGUGCACCAGGCAAAUGGUUUUGUAAUGAAUGCACGUUAGGCUGUAUUGAUGGUCAUAGAGGUGGUCGUUGUUAUGAAAGAUGUACGCAUAACUGUACAAAAUGUGAUAAUCGCGCAGAUACGUGCACUGCGUGUUAUGGUGGAUAUUAUCCAGGUCCUGUUGCAGACUGCACAUCAAAAUGUUUGCCUGGAUGUAAAACAUGCACUUCCGGUAUCAAUUGUACAUCAUGCAAGGACGAGUAUUACAACGACAAUGGUCGAAUUGAUUGUAGUUAUCGCUACUGUCCUGAAAAUUGUUAUUGUGAAAAUAAACAGUGUGUGUCAUGUAAGGACGGAUAUUACGAUACCAGUAAGUCAUGUAAUAGUUUAUGUCCAGGUAACUGUAUCACGUGUUUGUCGGAUACUGAUUGUGGAUCAUGUAAGGAUGGAUAUUAUAAAGGUUACCGGAACGACAACAUAAACCCCCGUUUGUUUACCGACUGUACAAAUAAAUGUCCAGAUAACUGUGUACGAUGCUUAUCAUAUGACAGUUGCUCUGUUUGUAAAAUAGGGUUUUAUGGAGCAAACUGUGAGAAUACAUGUUCUACUGGAUGUACUACAAACACUUGCGAUAUACUGACAGGAAAUUGUAAUUGUUUUUCUAAUUUUGCUGGGGAAAGGUGUGACAAAUGCGAAACCGGGAAAUAUGGAAAUUUAUGUGAUCAACAAUGUCCUAUGGGAUGUAAAGGAAAUGUGUGUGAAAAAGAUACCGGAGAUUGUACAGACGGUUGUACUUUAGACAGGAUCAUUGGGGAUAAAUGUGAUAUUUGUCCGGCAGAGCAGCGGGAAAAUACUUCCAUUGUUGUGCUUGGAACUCUUUUUGCUGUGUCUCUAAUGGGUAAUAUCUUACUAGUGACAGGUUUGGUUCUUCUGAAAUAUCGCAAAAGAGCAACUAACCAUGACAAGAAGAGAGGACAAAUGUUCGAAAACUCUGGCAUUGACUUGGAAUGGGACAAUGUACCAAAGAACACUGAUGGAACUCCAAAACCAUCAACAAGCGACAAUAGGGUAACAUCGCGCGAGUAUGAGGACCUUGGAGACGCUUAAGUUAUAGAGCAGGAAUAUGGGAACAUCCAACCAGACGAUUAACUGUCAUGACUGAUUAAUAACACGUGAUAUAAAAUUUUAUUUCUACUAACCAUACAGAACGAUGUUUCUGCUAUGAUGAAUGUUUCUAUGUAUUUGAUUAUUUGAUAAGUGUAUCAUAACUCAAAAUUAAACUAUCCAUCAUCAUGUUGUGAAAGGACAUCAAUUUUGCUCCAAUUAUUCAAAUCUUGUCAAAGUUUGUUAUAUACCAUUAAAUAUAAUUUGCUGUGUUUGAUGCAUUCUUUAUUUUAAACUCUCCCUUUCCUUAUGAUUAUCAAAAGCCACUAGCUUCGUUGCAAAUAUUAGAUGUGAACAUUAUUCAUACAUUGAUUUACCUAUUUUAUGUGUUAUUUCGGAGUCAUUAUAAAAUCUUUCUUUUUUAAUCUUAUCUUUAUAUAUCUUUAUCAAAGGAAUAAAACAAUAUUAUUUUAUUGCCCAUUAAAUUUAGUGGAAACAGAAUAUCAUUUCUUAUUAAUAUGCCCAAAAUAUCACAAGUUACGUAGAAAGUUUUUUAAACAAUAUUUUUGUAGAUGGUCUAUAGUGUAGAAAUUCGAAACACUUAUGACAAGCACAAAUAUCAUCAAAACAAUUUGUUAUGUGUCAAGUUAUCUGUAUUAUGCAUUUAAAGAAAGGACAUAACUUUAGGUUUUAGCCUUUUAGUGUCCGUAAACACUCUUUUUUCCUUAUGCAGACGGGGGAAAGGGAGUUAACUAUGACAAAAAAUGCUUAGUACAUUUGACGGUUAUGUUAUCUUAGAAAUAUUAAUAAUUGCCGUUAAAUGUCUUUUUACAUUGUUUAAGUACAUUUGUGUCUCACAUGUAUAAGUAUGUUUAUGCAACAUUUGUCAACUUAAAUUGAAAAGUUACAUGUUCAUACAUUGUGUUAUUCCUAACCUUUGUUUAUACUUGUCAACAAUACUUCUCAGCUUACUUACUGUAACUUAUAACACUCUACACAACACUAUAUAUAUGAAUUAAUAAGUACUAUAUCUCAAUUUUGUAAUGCUUCCAUCAAUGUCAUUCUUAUUGGUUUCACUACUUUACCUUAUGAUUCUAAUGUAUCAAUCUUUAAAUCAGUUCAAAAAUAUAUCCGAGAUACAAAACGAUUUUAGCGUACUUAAAACCAGAGAUGUCUUAACAUAUUUGACGUUUACUAGAUUAUGCAUCUUAGUUCCUCGUUAUUGUUCCAUCAUUGUUCAUCCAUUUCUUCCUUCCUUUUUCUAAUAUUUUUUUUCAAUAUUCAGUGUAUAUCUAUUGUGCGUAUCUAAUAAUAUACAGAUGUAAGCAACCAAAUAAGAUAUUAUUUUGCUUCUUCUUACUUAAUUCUAAAACGAAAAAAUUACUAAAAUAUGUGUUUGUCUAUUUGUACUUUUUUGUGAGUUGCUUUAUUCUUCAAUCAUUUUUUUCUCCUUUUUACUGAUGCUCUUACAUAUGUUACAUUGUUAAAUACUUAACUCUUUACUAUUAUGUAAAUGUCUUUGAAUACUUCAACUAACCGUUGUGUAUGAUAAUGCCAUGAACUGUGUUAUUGUAAACUAUUAUAACUGGGGGAGGACAUUCAUAAGCUUUAUAGCUUUCUCCCAAUUCCAAAAUGUACUUUGUAAAUAUUGUUCACUUGUUAAAUGUUUUGUUGAAUAAAUAUGUUUAAACCAACACUAUAAUAUAUGAAUUGUAUGACUAUAAAUUGUAUGUAUGGAAGUCUAUGUUUAAUAAAAUAUAUCUCAUGUUAUAUGUUACUUUAUGAUUGAUUAUUUGUAUAAUUAAUUAAUUUAACAUUUAAUCAACGAUAUGAAUACCGAAUCUUUCUCAUGAUUCAUUAACUCAUUUGAUACCUUAUACGAGAUUUCAAAUUUACAUUUUCGUUGUCCAGGUGCAAAAAAUAGCAGCGUUAAUGUUUACGAAUGUAUUUUUACACGUACUGAAAAAUAUGUUGACUGACAAUUUUAUUACGGAAUGUAUAAUAUGAAUUGAUAAUAGCCAAAGUUUGACUUUGUUUAGAGAAUU